AAAGGACAUUAUUAAUUUUCUUUAAUCUCUUAGUUCAUAUGGGAAAAGGUUAUGGGAAUAUAAUUGUUUAUUCUAUGAAUUAAACUCCAUUUUCCGAUUUGUUCCUUAAAUAAACUCGUUAACCACUUGAGUUUAAUCACUUGAUUAGUUUUAUUAUCUUCUUUUUCUUUUUUCACCAACAGUAUUGGGCCCACUGAACCACCUUAUCUGGUUCGGAGGUUAGUUCUGACAUCAAGUUGUUCCAGCUCUUUCCGAUCACAGUUGCGGAGGAUCGAACUAUGUUCCUCCCUACCAAAUCCAAUGUCAAUCACCACCGAAGCAACAAAAAAAUCGAAUUUAGUUUUAUUACCUUCAGCUUAUAUGCAUAUAUGUGUCCUUAUAGUUCAUUACAUUCAGUAGCAGCAACAAUGGAUGCUCCUUCUCCUUUGCACAUAGCAAUGUUUCCAUGGUUUGCUAUGGGACACUUAACCCCUUAUCUUCAGCUAUCCAACAAAUUAGCAAUAAGAGGCCACAAAAUCUCAUUCUUUAUCCCUAAAAACACACUCAAAAAGUUGCAACAUCUCAACCUUCAUCCAAAUCUUAUCACCUUUGUCCCUAUCACAGUUCCUCAUGUUAAUGGCCUUCCUCAUAAUGCUGAAACAACUUCAGAUGUACCCUUUUCUCUAUUCCCUCUUAUAGCUACUGCCAUGGAUCAAACAGAGAAACAAGUUGAAAUUCUUCUAAGGGAACUAAACCCAAAAAUAGUUUUCUUUGAUUUUCAAUAUUGGCUACCAAAUUUGACUAAAAAACUUGGCAUCAAAAGUCUUCAAUACUUGAUAUGGAAUCCAAUAUCAUCAGCUUAUCUUGGAAAUAUACCAAGAAAUAGUCAAGGAAAAGAUUUAACUGAAUUUGAUCUCAUGAAACCACCUGCAGGUUUUCCUGAUUCAUGCAUCAAGUUUCAUUCACACGAACUUCGAUUCCUAGCUUCGACAAGGAAGCUAGAAUUCGGAAGUGGUGUUUUAUUAUAUGAUCGUGCUGACAUAGGCACGAGGCUUUCAGAUGCAGUUGCUUUCAAAGGUUGCAGAGAAAUUGAUGGUUUAUAUGCUGAUUAUCUUGAAACUGUUUUUGGUAAACCUGUUCUGCUUUCAGGUCCUCUCUUACCUGAGCCUACAAAAAUUACUUUGGAGGAAAAAUGGGUUUCAUGGCUUAAAGGAUUCAAAGAUGGUUCUGUGAUUUUUUGUACAUAUGGAAGUGAAGGUCCAUUAGAAAAAAAUCAGUUUGAAGAGUUGUUACUUGGCCUUGAAUUAACAGGUUUUCCAUUUCUUGCAGCACUUAAGCCACCUAAUGGAUUCGAGUCUAUUGAAGAAGCAUUACCUGAAGGAUUCAAUGAAAGAGUUAAAGGAAAAGGGAUUGUUUAUGGAAGUUGGAUUCAACAACAGGUGAUUUUAGAACACCCUUCUGUUGGAUGUUUCAUAACACACUGUGGUGCUGCUUCUAUAACUGAAGGACUCAUUAACACGUGUCAGUUGGUCUUGUUGCCGCGUAUAGGUUCUGAUCAUAUCAUAAAUGCAAGAAUGAUGAGUAGAAAUUUGAAGGUUGGUGUGGAAGUUGAGAAAGGUGAUGAAGAUGGAUUGUUUACAAAAGAAAGUGUGUGUAAAGCUGUGAAGAUUGUGAUGGAUGAGGAGAAUGAAGUUGGAAGAGAAGUGAGAACAAAUCAUGAGAAAAUUAGGAAAUUUUUAUUAAGCAGUAAUUUAGAAUCUUCAUGUGUUGAUAGUUUCUGUCAAAAACUUUAUGAUUUUCUCUUUAAGUUACAAUGAAUGAUAAUGAAUCUUGCUAGUAAAGUUUUGCUUUGCGCUCACUAUGGUUCAUGUGCUUUACAGCUUUGAUUUUGUGUAUGUGUAGUAGUGGGCAGGGAAAGGUGGAAAUGUAUCAGAAGAAGGGAUUUUGUCUUAAUUGUAAGCUGUUAAAUUAAAUAUAUGCAAGAUUUGCUAUAUUGUUGUCGCA
This is a messenger RNA of Trifolium pratense (red clover), 1983 nucleotides long. RefSeq names its product cyanidin 3-O-galactoside 2''-O-xylosyltransferase FGGT1-like. The transcript has a single exon. Gene Ontology annotation, molecular function: UDP-glycosyltransferase activity. The coding region runs from base 279 to 1796 and encodes 505 amino acids. NCBI's taxonomy places the organism in Eukaryota, Viridiplantae, Streptophyta, Magnoliopsida, Fabales, Fabaceae. The record is from RefSeq and is a predicted model, not a curated record.